Molecule: messenger RNA, 3035 nt
Organism: Lutzomyia longipalpis
Lineage: Eukaryota; Metazoa; Arthropoda; Insecta; Diptera; Psychodidae
Gene: Oct-TyrR
Product: tyramine receptor 1
Exons: 2
Coding region: 1036-2418 (460 amino acids)
Biological process (GO): adenylate cyclase-activating adrenergic receptor signaling pathway
Cellular component (GO): membrane; chitin-based extracellular matrix
Molecular function (GO): octopamine receptor activity; structural constituent of chitin-based larval cuticle
Source: RefSeq, a predicted model, not a curated record
AGUAUUUAACGGAACCUUGUUGAAUUUGGUUGUGCCGAACGGAAGCUUUCUUCUGUGGCUUCUGUGCGCCGAACUUACGUAUUUCAGCAAGCUACCUUUUUGGCCACUAACCACUUCGUAGAGACAGAAUAAUGUGUCAAAGAGAUUUUCUGCAUACCACUUUUAAUUUAUUGAGUGUAAAUGACAAAUGACUUGGUGAUUUGUCACUUUUUGCCUCAUUUUGUGUGCUACAUAGCGGCAAAUUAUUCCAACAUGGUCCAGUGGUGAGAGCAUCAUCAGAUCAACACCAAACUGAGUGUGGACGUUUACAAAUGACGGUGUCACCCCCGCAAGGGUGGAGGCACGUAAAGAAGUUGUGAAUGAGGUGGGACAAACCAUAAAAAUCCAACAGUGCUAGAAGGUGUCGUCAACAUUUAUGAUUCCCAAUUGCAAAGCACCAUCCUAUCGUGUAAGAUUCUCAAGAGUGAUGACAUGGUGAGAACGUAAGGAAAUUAGGUGUGGUUGCGGUACUUUCUCCUAUACAUUAUGUACAUUUUGCCCGCGCUGGUGUCCUCCAGUACCGCAUAGGACAUCUCCAGUGUCCUGUGGCCUCCUGGUGUGUGCUACCUCCUUCACAUACACUACCGAUAAUUCAGUUAUACCGUCCUCUCGGACAUGCCUGAUAGGAGGAGCACUUAAUAUUCCGAGUUAUUGUGAUAUAUGCUACUGUACAGUUCAUUAAUGCAAUGAAUGAAGCGAAGUGGAUCGUGAAAAGGCAACAAAAACUCUUGGGAGGAAUUUCAAAUUAAACAUCUUCCCAUCGAAAGUGUACAUUGUGGUGCGUGGUGGUGUCAAACAACUUUCUUGCUGUCAUCUGCAGCUAUGGGAAUCCAAAUGAAUUUUCAAGAGGUACUUGACGAGAAUCUGUUUGUCAUAUGGGUCCUCCAGAAAGGAUAUCAUGUUACGCUGCACCUGCACAUUUUUACACCAGGCACGUAACCUGGAGAUUACUUAGAGCUGCCUGCCGUGAUACUCGUGUGAGCUUCUUGCAUCAACAUGACCAUAACGACAGUGAUGAUGAACAUUAGCCUGAAUUCUUCGGACGAAGGAUGUCCGAAAGUGGUGCAAGUGUGGUAUCCAACAGUGUUGGGUAUCGAUCUAGCCGUACCCCAAUGGGAGGCAAUUUCCACCGCAUUGGUGCUCUCCCUCAUCAUAAUCCUCACCAUCAUCGGCAAUAUCCUCGUCAUUCUCAGUGUCUUUACGUACAAACCCCUCCGGAUUGUCCAAAACUUCUUUAUCGUUUCACUAGCUGUGGCAGAUCUCACUGUAGCUGUCCUUGUGCUGCCAUUCAAUGUGGCCUAUUCGAUACUUGGGAGAUGGGAAUUUGGAAUACAUCUCUGUAAAAUGUGGCUCACGUGCGAUGUGCUUUGCUGCACUUCGUCUAUCCUCAAUUUGUGCGCCAUUGCACUAGAUCGCUACUGGGCCAUUACGGAUCCCAUCAAUUACGCACAGAAACGAACGGUGGAACGGGUACUCCUUCUGAUUGCGGGGGUGUGGGUGCUAUCGCUUAUAAUUAGCUCACCCCCACUAAUCGGAUGGAAUGACUGGCCAGAGGAGUUCAGUAGUGAAUACCCCUGCCAGUUGACAUCCAACCGUGGCUAUGUGAUCUACUCGUCCCUAGGUUCAUUUUUCAUACCCCUAGUUAUUAUGACAAUUGUAUACAUCGAAAUUUACAUUGCCACUCGGCGACGACUCCGCGAACGCGCCAGAGCUUCAAAGAUUAACGCAAUGGCUCUUCGAAGUACGGCCGGUAAGGAGACUACACCCCCGCAUCCAGAUCAGGAGUCAGUGAGCAGUGAAACGAAUCACAACGAACAUCCUAAUGUUUCGGAUAGUGCAUCCAAUGCCAAGAGUUUGGAAAAGAGACGAAAACGUGAGAAAAAGAAGCAUGAAAAGCGUGAAAAGACCAAGAAAACCGAUUGCCUGCUUGAGGCACCAGUUGUCCACGAAGAUUCGGUUACGGAACAUAACCAGGAAGCUUCGUCGGAGAGUGCGAAGCCCAAUGGAGAUGGUGGGACAAUUACCGCAGACAACGACAUGAGUACAGGUAGGAAGGGUGAUACCAAAAAGCAAUCAAUGCGUCGCGCAGGUGGCAUGUACCAAUUCAUCGAGGAGAAGCAGAAAAUUUCUCUGUCAAAGGAACGUCGAGCGGCGCGAACGCUUGGCAUAAUUAUGGGUGUUUUCGUUGUAUGUUGGCUUCCAUUUUUUAUUAUGUACGUCACCCUUCCCUUCUGCCGAUCAUGCUGUCCCUCCGACAAGUUAAUCAAUUUCAUUACAUGGUUGGGGUACAUCAAUUCAGCCCUCAACCCCAUUAUAUAUACCAUUUUCAAUUUAGACUAUAGAAGGGCUUUUAAGAAACUCUUAGGCAUUAAGACGUAAUAAUCGGUGUUAUAGAGAUGGUACAAUAUAUAAUAAUAAAGAAUCAUACUUAUAUACAUACAUAUAUAGCACGGACACAAGGAUUUCAUUACAUAAAAUUGCACGGGUAUACCCCGAAAAAAAAUCUUUAGAGCCUUGAUGGGGCUAAUUGGGAAAUUGGCAGCAGGAUCUUUAAAGCUGAAGAGAUAUAACAUAAUUUAUAUCGUUUAUCCCUUCGUCUUAGCCCUUCUUAGUACUCAUGCUAAGGAUAACGAAACAAAGACUUGCACCUCGUUAUCUUACAUUUAAAUUAAUAGCGUAAUAAUUCACUUAGAAUGAUUUAGAAAGUGAAUUUAAUGAAUAUAAUUUAAGAAAAGAGAGCAUUAUUAUAAAUUUGGAAAAAAUGUCGCUCUAAAAUAUUUUAAUACAAAAAGAAAGAAUUUAAGGCAUGCAGUGUAGUUUGCCAUUCUUUUAAUGAAAUUAAACUUUUUUAUUUUAAUUCUGUUUUCGAGCUGACUAACUAACUUUCUGUAUUAGAGGUACUACCUAUAUUUAAUUUUCCAAAUGUAAAUAAAAAACUUCAAAUUCAAAGAAUUCAUUCAUUUUAUAUGUAUACACGUGGGUACAAUAUGGACAAA